Molecule: messenger RNA, 3399 nt
Organism: Acaulospora morrowiae
Lineage: Eukaryota; Fungi; Glomeromycota; Glomeromycetes; Diversisporales; Acaulosporaceae
Source: the annotation of a GenBank genome assembly
AUGCAUUCACGGGAACCUUCGAACACUUUGCAAAUGUUAUUUGCAGAUACGUCGCAGCAAAGCGCUGAGGAUGUAUCUGGAAAUAACAUAGCGUUUGACAAAGAAUCGAAUACUGAUGAUCAAAAUGAUAGCUUGGACCAAAAGAAACUGACCAUAUUAUCCGGAAAGUUUAGUUUGGCCAUAAGAAAAAGUUGGAAUAAUGAAUUUACAGAAGCCGAAAAAAUUUUGGAAAAGCACAAAGACGGAGUUCCUCGGUGGAGUGUCGCUUAUGCCGAAAUUCAAUUGGUCAAGCAUUUAAUGACCGGCCAAGUUUCGGACAAUGAAACUCCAGAAAUAACUAAUUCGCUUGCGGCGGCUGAAAAAUUGGCCACCAAAGUUGUCGAGAAUAGAGACGAUUUUGAAACUACGCUCGCAGUGUUCAGAAACGAUAUCUGGAAAAUAGAUAUCAAACCCAACAGUACAUCAGCGGAAGAUGAGGCAACGUUCGCAUCACUUCGAGUUAAUUAUCGGUGGGACUGUGAAUUAGCAUUGGCGGAUAUUCUCCUGUUCAGAUCUGUUUUACAGGUGGUCGGAGGUAACGAGAUCAAAGGAGCGUUUAAUUUACGUAAGGCUUGGAAAACGUAUUGUAGAGUGAGGGAUGAGAUUGCUCAGGUUAAGAGAGAUAUAGGAAAAAAUGGCAUUUAUAAAAAUGAUAGUGCAAAUAGCAGCCGGUGGAGUCUUGGAGACGCUCUUUUAGGAAGGAGAGGUAGUGUCGGUAGUAUAGUUGGAUUUGGUGGUGGUAGGGAGGGGUCGAGUGUUUCGCAAGAUGCCUGCAAUUCGAUAGAAGUUGACCCUGAUGUCGAAGAUUGUCUCGAAUUUGGCCUUGGAUUAUUUCAAUUCGUCGUUUCGAUAGUUCCCGGUUCUUUCCUGUCCAUGUUGAGAACCUUUGGAUUUAAUAUUGAUCGCGAACAGGGCAUUAGAAUGUUGGAAAAUUGCUAUUCUCGUGGUGGUUUCAGAGCGCCAUUCGCAUCAUUAUUCCUUUUUGUCAAUUAUCUUUUCCUUACUCGUGGUCUUUCCGAUCCAACAUCCUCGUUAACAAGGGCUGGUGUAAUCUCCAAGGAGUGUGUCGAAAAAUAUCCGAACAGCUCACCGUUCCUUUUCAUGGCUUGUCAGCAAGCGCGCAAAGUUGGCAACAUAAAGGAAGCCAUAGACUAUAUAUCAACUAGCAUCAAAAGUUGUGAAGAGGUUGGAGUCACGAGCACAAAUCAUAGAUUUGAGAUGGGUAUGACGUAUUUGGUGAACCUCGAUUUUUCAUCCGCAAAGGACAUAUUUGAAUUGCUUUUCUAUGGCAAUACCAUUUUAUUCGCUGGCAAAAGAGGAUCCAUACGUCUUCACGGGUCUAUUCGUGAAUCCAUGCGACCUUUUUCAAAGAAAGGCAGUAUGAAAAAAGACAAAUCAUUCCUUCAACUUUUCGAAUUUGAGCUGAGACCAUUUUGUGGGUUGUGUUUGGCAGGCUGUUAUCUUUUAGUUAAAUCUGGUGAGGGAGCGAUCAAGGAGGCUUUAGAUGUUUUAAGACAAACCAAAGAAAUGACCAUUCCAGAAAUAGAGAAUAGUAGCAUCGCUGAUAGUAUUGGACUACUGGGAACGAGCGCAAGUGAAUUCGUGAGACUUGGUACCGGAAUCACCGGCGGAGAUAAGAAAGAUAAAAAGAACAAAACCAAUCGUUAUAACAAAUUUGCCGGUCGGCAUUCGGCUAAAGAUGUAGGAAGAAAUACGGUAUCACCCUUUAUAUUAUUUGUAAUCCUCUAUCUACGUCGAGAUAUAUUUUAUAUGCCAGUAGAAUUAAAGGAUCGAUGGUCAGAAAUGUUGGAGACUAUAUGGGCGAAAAUUGAGAAGCCCACUGAUCCUGACACGAAUGCUGUAUAUUUAUUACUUCGCGGCGUUUUUGAAAAAUUCUUAAAUCCCAAUCCCGACGUGGCUCAAGAAUCACUUUAUGAAUGUUUGACUUUAGAAUCCGGAAUCGUAAAUGAGACAUGGGUCAUUCCCCAUUGUAGAUACGAGCUUGGGGAAUUACUUUACAAGAAAUUUGGAGACGAAGAGGCCGCCAUGGAACAAUUUAAAUGGAUUCUCAACGGGUCAAGACCAAUAUCUCGCGGAGGUCUAGUGCCCCGAAGGGAUAGCAGUAUCAGUGUAUCGUCACUUGCGUCAAGAUCUUCGAUUGAUUCCAAUGCAUCAUUCUAUUUGUCGAAUAGUCCAGACCGGUUCAAGAAAUAUGAAUUUGCCAAAGCCCUUAAAACUCGGUGCUCGAUGGCGGCCGAACAGAUCCGCGGAGGAACAAAAUCCGGGUCGGCCUCAAGUUUACUUAAGGAGUUGCACGAGCAAACAAUUCAGAGCAAGUUGUACGAACAGAGGAUGACUUUAUCUUCUACUGCUGAAAUCGUAAAUAAUGACGGUAACAGUGAUAGUGAGAUACAGAGAAGUAGGGGUGAGCAAAGUAAAGUUGAAAAUGAGAUCACCGAGGAAGAUGAAGGUGUCUCAUUCUCUCCAUUCAAAUUUAAAAAGCGGCACAAACCAAGAUCGCAGAGCUUACCUCAGAAUGACAUUGUUGGUAAAGAGAGUAAAAGCAACAAGGGUAAUGUUAAGGCACUUAAGAAUAAAUUUACUGGAUUUAAAUUCCGGAAUUGUAAACGGAGAUUAGAUCAAUUGUUCAUAUAUUCUAAUAUUGUAACGAACCAAGUUUUGCUUACAGUUGGAAGGACCUUGAAGACCAAAUACCUAAAAUCACAAAUUACAGAUGCCAAGCAACGCCCUCACAAAAUCCGUCGUGAUUUCUGGAAACCAAUUAUAGCUGUCACCGGGUUUAGUUCCUACACGUCGGUGAUGACCACCAACAAUAUAAUUCAACACAAAAUCCGUACUUGUCCUAAACCUCGCGACUACUAUCAAUUGGAACGCAAGGCACGUAUGCAAGAUGACAUGAAUCAACUGGAGAAAAGCGUUUACGGCUUGUGUUAUGCGAUCAAUAGUCUCGUGCAUACCAAAGGAUAUGAACAGGAGGAAUCCAGUAAACUUACGAUAUAUUGGGAACGGUUUGCAUUGAAGGACUUACCCUCAAAAGAUGGGAUAAAGUGGCCAAUGUGUGUAAGACAUGAGAAGUUAAUGCUCAAGAGAGGAACGAUUAUGUUGAAUAAAGAGUUUAAGGUGGUACAGAAACCUGAGGAAGUUAGAGAGGCCAUAAGGAAGGAGAGAUAUUUGAAGAGUAGAAGGGGAAGGAUUGAGGCGGAGAAAAAUGCAAAGAAGCAGGAAGCUGCUAAACAAGCACCAAGAAAAGAGAACGUUGGAGAUGGUACAGAUGGUAACGGUAGUGUUGUCAAGUUGGACGGUAACGGUUCUGAGGGUGGACAACAAUCGACUGUAUGA